AUGGAGACCGCAGACCCCGUGUCCUACGAGUUCUCCGGCCAUGCCGCUUAUGCACACAGGCGCCUGGACUCGACACUCAACCAGAGCUUCCCCUUCUAUCCGGCGCCGUACUCAGUGCCCUACCAGGCCUCGAGUCAUCCGUACAGCUAUGCCCAUUCUGUAAGCCCCGGGCACGCGCACUCGAACCCAUAUCAAUACUUCGUCCCCAACCAGCACAUCCAGCCGCAUCCACUACGACUCACCACGGAGCAGUCGACGCAGGCACUGCCAGAGAUUCGCCCAGCAAAGAAUGCCAUCAGUCGGCCAGCAAAAACUCCUGACCCGGGGCCUGUACAGCCGAGUGGCAGUCGCACCUCACCGGACGGACCUGAGAAGAAAGGGACAACCGCUGAUAUUGUCUUCUCUACCAACGUGGACGUUCUGAUGAAGGCCAUCCAGGCUAAACAUGCCGCAUCGCCAACCCCACAGAAAUCGCUACCAGAGCAACCCCUUUCAGCACAGCAUCCUUUACCAUCACAGCAUCCCCUCACACCACAGCAUGCUCUACCACCACAUCAUUCUAUGACACCACAGUCUCUUCCAUCACAGCAUGCCUUGACGCCGCAGCAGCCUCUACCACCUCUACAACAACACCUGGCUCCGGCAGCAGUAGCACACUACGCAGUUCCCUAUCCGUCCACACCCCCGCGGUACUUUGCCGCCACCGAUGGCUCAGUAUCUCGCUCAUGCAAGAAGCGCAAAUACGUAUGCGAGCGAGAUGAUUGUGGCAAGACUUUUGCCCAGAAGACACACCUGGACAUUCACAAACGGGCGCAUUCCGGUGAAAAGCCAUUCGUGUGCGAUGUACCCUCAUGCGGGCAACGUUUCUCGCAGCAAGGCAACCUCAAGACUCAUAAACGACGACACACAGGCGAGAAGCCGUUCGAGUGCGAGCGCUGCCAUAAGAAAUUUGCCCAGCGUGGGAAUGUCCGCGCCCACAUGUUGACGCAUGACGAGGGGCGGAAAUUCAGUUGCCUCCUGGAUGAAUGUGGAAAGACAUUUACCCAAUUAGGCAACCUGAAGUCUCACCAAAACAAGUUCCACGCCUCCACACUCCGCAACCUCACACAGCGAUUCUCGCAAAUCGGUGAAGACGGACCGGCCAGUUCGACAGACCGUGCUUUGUGGGAGUACUUUGCGGAUCUAUACAAGAACAGUAAUAAAGGCAUUAAAGGACGAGGGAAAGACCGUCGUAUCUCGACUAACAGGCCACGGGACUCCAUGGAGCGUGUGUCUGUCGAGUCCGAGGAGAGUACGAAGAUGCGAAGGGCAAGUUACGACUUCUCUGUUUCGGUCUACAACUCCAGUGACGGCGAAGAGAGUUAUUACGCUCGACCACAACAUGGUCAUUGA
This is a messenger RNA of Penicillium brevicompactum, 1392 nucleotides long. Its product is annotated as C2H2-type zinc finger protein. Gene Ontology annotation, molecular function: RNA polymerase II cis-regulatory region sequence-specific DNA binding; DNA-binding transcription factor activity, RNA polymerase II-specific. NCBI's taxonomy places the organism in Eukaryota, Fungi, Ascomycota, Eurotiomycetes, Eurotiales, Aspergillaceae. The coding region runs from base 1 to 1392 and encodes 463 amino acids. The transcript is spliced from 4 exons. Gene Ontology annotation, biological process: regulation of transcription by RNA polymerase II; central nervous system development. The record is from RefSeq and is a predicted model, not a curated record. Gene Ontology annotation, cellular component: nucleus.